CGUGGACCAUCUUAGGUGGUACUUCACUGCUUCCCAAAGGAAACCAGGUAUCCCUAGUCUGUAAGCCCAGACUUUCCCUUCCAUACGCCAGUAAGUGUUAGUCCAGAGUCCAUACUCCAGAGAAUCCCAUGCUUAAAGCCCAAAUGAGUUGUUGAUGACGGAGAUCUCAGAAAGCUGUCCACAGAAACCCAACCCUUCUUUUUCAUUAUAGUUCAUGUCAACAACCUCACAGUCUUUAGAUCUUCUGUAGAGAGAGAUGAUGUUGCAGAGAGCUGCAAGCAAUGCAUAUUCAUGGUGGUGGGCGAGCCACAUCAGGACAAAGCAGUCAAAAUGGCUCGAACAGAACCUUCAAGAUAUGGAGGAGAAGGUGAAAUACAUUGUUAAACUCAUCGAAGAGGAUGGAGACUCUUUUGCAAAGAGGGCAGAGAUGUAUUACAGAAAGAGACCUGAACUCAUAAAAUUUGUGGAAGAAUCUUAUCGGGCAUACAGAGCCUUAGCUGAGAGGUAUGACCACAUAUCUGGAGAGCUGCAAAAUGCCAACAACACUAUUGCAACUGUUUUUCCUGAGCAAGUUCAGUUUGCAAUGGAUGAAGAAGAUGAGGAUGAAUAUCUGAAAAUAUCCAAUUCAUCACUAAAUCCCACUAAACUACCCAUGGAUUUACCUGAAGCCCCAAAACCAAAUAUUCCAAAGGUUCCUAUGAUUCCAAAGAAAGAGCAAAACAGCCCACCCACAUUGCUUGCAAAGAAAUCACAGCCUAAGAAGACAACUGCAUCUACUACUAUCACUAGUAGUCCUCGAAUGAGCAAAGCUGAGGCACUAGAAGAAGUGGAUAGACUCCAAAAAGGAAUCUUGGCCCUACAGACUGAGAAAGAGUUCUUUAAGAGCUCAUAUGAGAGAAGUCAUACCAAGUAUUGGGAAAUUGAGAAGCAGAUAACAGAGAUGCAGGAGGAGAUUUGUAGCUUACAAGAUGAAUUUAAUAUUGGAACAGUCAUUGAGGAUGAUGAGGCUCGAACUCUGAUGGCUGCUACAGCUCUGAAAUCAUGCCAGGAGACCUUGAUCCAGUUGCAGGAGAAACAAGAGCGAUCAGCUGAAGAAGCAAAAAUAGAAUGCCAACGGGUCAAGGAUGCCCAUGAAAAGUUGAAAACCCUCAGGUGUGAAUUUCUCGGUGAUCAGAUUGACCAGAAAAUACUUUCUGAUGAAAAAGAAUCUAUUAGUUUAAAUCCAAACCUGAACUUGGCGCAAGAAGAAAUCAGUUUGAAACAGGAUAGGCUUGAAUUGGGGUCAAUAUGUAACAAGAUCAUGGACCAUUUUGAGGUGAAACCUGGUACAUCCCUCACUAUGUCAGAAUUGGUAGAAAAGAUUGAUGAACUGGCAAAUAAAGUCAUCAACUUGGAAGUUGCAGUUUCAUGUCAGACUGCUUUGAUCAUGAGAUUAAAGUCAGAAACUGAUGAACUUCAGGCACAUCUCAGGACCUUGGAAGAGGAUAAGUCUACUCUGAUCAAAGGUUCAAAUAAUUUGAUAGACAGACUAAGAGAAUUGGAUUCCCAGUUGCAAGGAAUACGGGAUCUCAACCGGAAUGUUGAAGACCAAAACAACAACCUCAAGAAACAUUUUACUGAGUUACACUGUGACCUCAAUCAUCUUUCUAAAAAGCUGCAGAGUGUGAAGCCUGACGAGGAGGUUGAAAUGGCUAGUUCGUUCAAAGAAGUUGGAACUUUUCCCAAUGAUCAAUCAACUAAAAGCUUGGAAGAACAAGAAAAAGUUGUAACUCCUGCUCAUGGUUUGAUCAAUUUAGGGAACAGGAUGGAAGUGGAAGAGAUGAAAGAUGAGGUUCAAAAUUCCAGUCACCAAGAUGAAGAUGUAGUUCAACCAAAUUUGAUCACCAUCACUAGUGAUAUUUCAGAAAAACAUAGUGAUGAAAAAGAGCAGGGCAAAGUUGAGAAGCAGGACCCAUCACAAACAGAAAACAUUGUUGUCAAUGUUGAAUCACAAGAAGGGGACAUUCGGCAUGAUGAUCAACCAAACUGUCAGCAGUUGAAAAGGGUCAUUGAACAAAGUGUGAAGCCUGACGAGGAAGUUGAAAUGACUAGUUCAUUCAAAGAAGUAGGCACUUUUCCCAAUGACCAAUCAACCAAAAGCUUGGAAGAACAAGAAAAAGUUGUAAUUCCUGCUCAUGGUUUGGUCAAUCUACAGAACAGGAUGGAAGUGGAAGAGAAGAAAGAUGGGGUUCAAAAUUCCAGUUACCAAGAUGAGUAUGUAGUUCAACCAAAGUUGAACACCAUCACUAGUGAUAUUUUAGAAAAACAUAGUGAUGAAAAAGAACAGGGCAAAGUUGAGAAGAAGGAUCCAUCCCAAGCAGAAGAUAUUGUUGUUGAUGUUAAAUCACAAGAAGGCAGCAUUCAGCAUGAUGUUCAACCAAACUGGCAGCAGUUGUUCUUAAAUGGAUUAGAAGAUAGAGAAAAGAUUCUAUUGACGGAGUACACUUCAAUUCUUCAAAACUAUAAGGAAUUAAAGAAGAAGCUAUCUGAAGUAGAGAAGAAAAACCGAGAUAGUCAGUUUGAAACAAUGGUGCAACUAAGAGAACUAAAAACUGCUAAUGCCAUGAAGGAUGAGGAAAUCAAAUCUUUGCAUCAGAAACUAAGUUUUCUGCAAACAAGUUCUGAUAAAAACUCAAAUAUCGACCCCAACGAUUUUGAUGAUUCAAAGCUGGAAAUGCCCCAUGAUGCCAUGACAGGAGGAGCCACCUCCCAGUUUACCAAUAUUCCAACUGUGACUCCAGACCACCAGCCUACAAUUGGCAGAUCCAUUGCAACCAAAACUGCAAAAAUCCAGACGACACAAGAUGAAGAAGAUGAUGACGAUGAUGAAAUCAAAGUGAUUUUUGUUAAUGAACCUCACACUGUUUCAGCCAUUGAAGAGAAAUUCCGAAUGGACGUUGAUAAACUCUUGGAGGAGAACCUGGAGUUCUGGUUGAGGUUCAGCACAUCAUUCCAUAAGAUACAGAAGUUCCAGACCAUAAUACAGGAUCUACAAGCUGAGUUCUCAAAGUUGAAGGAAAACAAAAGAAAAGAGGGCAAUACAGAGAGGUCUCUAAAAUCAGAUGCCCGGCCUAUAUACAAACACUUGAGAGAAAUACAAACUGAAUUGACAGUCUGGUUGGAACAGAAUGCACUAUUAAAAGAUGAAUUACAGUAUAGAUUCUCAUCUCUGUGCAACAUGCAAGAAGAAAUAUCAAGAGUUUCCAAGGCAUGUUCUGAAGCUGAAGAAGUUGAGUUUACCAGCUAUCAAGCUGCCAAGUUCCAAGGGGAGGUUCUGAACAUGCAACAAGAGAACAAUAAAGUUGCAGAAGAACUGCAAGCAGGUCUAGAUCAUGUGAGAGGACUACGGUUUGAAAUUGAGAAAACUCUGUCAAAGUUGAAUGAGGAAUUUGAUCUGUCAGGAUCAAAAAACCAUCAUUCACACAUUAAGCAUACAACUAGUCGGCCUCGAGUUCCUUUGCGCUCAUUCAUUUUUGGCGACAAACCAAAAAAGCAGAAGCCAUCAAUAUUCUCAUGCAUGAAUCCAGCAUUGCGUAAACAACACAGUAAUCUGAGAACCGGACUUCCUAUAUAAAUUGAAUUUAUUCCAGGUUCUUUAUUCUACUAGUUCAUUUUAUUUUAUUCUUUGAGAGAGUAUCCUUUUUUCUUGUUUCUGAUAGUUUGAAGUUUGAAAAGUUCUAAGAUGGACGGAACUUGGAGAGUGUUUUCUUAACUGCUUUUUUUCAUAUGGGAAAUGUAAUUCUCUACUUUUAGUUGAUUUUUCUGAUGAGUAUAUGAAUCUUUUGAUC
Messenger RNA from Nelumbo nucifera (sacred lotus), 3827 nucleotides. RefSeq names its product protein NETWORKED 2D-like. The record is from RefSeq and is a predicted model, not a curated record. NCBI's taxonomy places the organism in Eukaryota, Viridiplantae, Streptophyta, Magnoliopsida, Proteales, Nelumbonaceae. Gene Ontology annotation, molecular function: actin binding.